CAGGAGUUGGAGCCGUGCUUUGAGUCAUACCAGUGUGUUCUGCCAGCGGUAUUUAACCAGCACCACACCCUGAACAGACUUCAUAACGGGAACAAUCUACUGCUAUCUCUAGGUUCUGUUCUCUAAGGGAUUUCACAAUGGCGUUGGUUUCCGAGUUCCUGGGCCAGCUCACGCUGAAUUUUGGCGGGGAGAGCGAGCCUAAAUUCCCCACGGUGGUGGCAGCAAGGGAUUUUGAUCCAGCUAAAGAUGCCGCCAGGAUAGAAACGGCUGUCAAAACCAAGGGUGUGGAUGAGCUGACCAUCAUUGACAUCUUGACCAGACGGAGCUACUCCCAGAGGAGAGAGAUCGCCUUCGAGUAUGAGAAGAGAUCCAAGAAGGACAUGAUCACAGCUCUGAAGGGGGCUCUGUCUGGGUCUCUGGAGGCUGUAAUUCUGGGACUGAUGAAGAGUACGGCUCAGUACGACGCCUCGGAGAUCAAAGGAUCCAUCAAGGGUCUAGGGACCGAUGAGGAGACUCUGAUAGAGAUGGUCUGUUCCCGCAGCGCUGAAGAACUGGUGGAAAUCAAACGCGUCUACAAGGAGUUGUUUAAGAAGGAGCUGGAGAAGGACGUGGCUGGAGACACAUCAGGAGACUUCAGGAGUCUGCUGUUGGCCCUGGUACAGGUAGGAGACACAUCAGGAGACUUCAGGAGUCUGCUGUUGGCCCUGGUACAGGUAGGAGACACAUCAGGAGACUUCAGGAGUCUGCUGUUGGCCCUGGUACAGGUAGGAGACACAUCAGGAGACUUCAGGAGUCUGCUGUUGGCCCUGGUACAGGUAGGAGACACAUCAGGAGACUUCAGGAGUCUGCUGUUGGCCCUGGUACAGGUAGGAGACACAUCAGGAGACUUCAGGAGUCUGCUGUUGGCCCUGGUACAGGUAGGAGACACAUCAGGAGACUUCAGGAGUCUGCUGUUGGCCCUGGUACAGGUAGGAGACACAUCAGGAGACUUCAGGAGUCUGCUGUUGGCCCUGGUACAGGUAGGAGACACAUCAGGAGACUUCAGGAGUCUGCUGUUGGCCCUGGUACAGGUAGGAGACACAUCAGGAGACUUCAGGAGUCUGCUGUUGGCCCUGGUACAGGCAAAGAGAGAUGAGCCCUCAAAUAUUGUUGACUACGAGAAGAUCGACCAGGAUGCCAGAGCUCUGUAUGAGGCUGGAGUGAAGAGGAAAGGGACUGACGUGGCUACAUGGAUCACCAUCAUGUCAGAGAGAAGUGUCCCCCACCUACAGAAAGUGUUUGACAGGUACAAGAGCUACAGUCCAUACGACAUGCAGGAGAGUAUCAGGAAGGAGGUGAAGGGAGACCUGGAGAAGUCCUUCCUGACACUGGUGGAGUGCUUUGAGAACAAACAACAGUACUUUGCUAACAGACUGGGCGAAGCCAUGAAGGGUAAAAGUGCCAAGGAGAAGGUGGUGACCAGGAUCGUCGUGUCUCGCUGUGAGGUGGACCUCAUGAAGAUCAGGACAGAGUUUAAGAAACUGAACCAGAAGUCCUUGUACCAGACCAUCGCUGAGCACACUAAAGGAGACUAUCAGAAGGUCCUGCUGAGUCUGUGUGGAGGAGACGACUAAAGUCCAACUGGCACCAACUGUCACCUUGCCCCAAAACCAAUGCCUUGUUCCUAUUUUGAUUCAGUCUAGUGACACAGACAUUGAGAACCGGUGCCUUUAUCCACAACACCCAGUAGCAUUAGAGUCAUCAUUACUCAGAUUGCAUCACCUUUCUGUGAAUUAUGAGAUAUCCAACGGAAGAAUUGAGAGUAAAUGUUUUUUAUGCAAUGUUUUUUUGAAAUUAAAUCAUUUUUUUGUUAAA
Messenger RNA from Oncorhynchus gorbuscha (pink salmon), 1854 nucleotides. Its product is annotated as annexin A2-A-like. The transcript has 14 exons. Gene Ontology annotation, molecular function: cytoskeletal protein binding; calcium-dependent phospholipid binding; calcium ion binding. The record is from RefSeq and is a predicted model, not a curated record. NCBI's taxonomy places the organism in Eukaryota, Metazoa, Chordata, Actinopteri, Salmoniformes, Salmonidae. Bases 138 to 1613 code for a protein of 491 amino acids. Gene Ontology annotation, cellular component: cytoplasm.